CACGUUUUACAAACUGUCAGAUUUUAAGUUCUAAGAAACAACAUAACCUGUUGAUUCAUUCUCAAUUUAAAAAAGAGAAAUAAAUUUGAAACUCCGGAAAGUGAAACAAAAUGGAUAAAUUGCGGAAAUUUUUAAGCGGAGAUGAUACAUCACCAGACGAAGAAAGCGGGAUCAUGUCUCAAUUUAGCGAAAACACAACAUUUAGUUGGUCAACACGAAUAAAAGGAUUCUUAAUAUGCUUUAUAGUCGGAAUAUUGUUAUCAUUUUUGGGAUCUUUUGCGUUAUUUUUCAACGGCGGAUUAAAACUGUUCGCUAUUUUUUACACCUUGGGUAACAUAACCUCAAUGGCCAGUACUUGUUUUUUAAUGGGACCUUUUAAUCAAUUUAAACGAAUGUUCGCUGAAACGAGGAUUAUUGCAACAAUUAUCGUACUCCUUUCGUUAGCUUUAACAUUAAUGGCAGCGCUUUGGUGGAAAAAAGCGGGUUUGGCUUUAUUAUUUAUAAUAAUACAAUCUUUAGCGAUGACGUGGUAUUCUAUUUCCUAUAUUCCUUAUGCAAGGGAUGCUGUGAAGAAGACAAUUUCAGCUUGUGUUGUGUAAGAUGGGGAAAAAAGCAUUUUUAAAGAAGCAUUUAUGUAUUAAUGAGAAUUAUUUUUGAUAUAAGUGUAUAUAAGUAUUAACUGGUGUAUUUACUAAUUAUUUAUGUGUGUUAAGAAAGAGCCAAAAGAUAUUUAAAUAAAUUUUUAAAAACUU
Messenger RNA from Onthophagus taurus, 752 nucleotides. RefSeq names its product vesicle transport protein SFT2A. The record is from RefSeq and is a predicted model, not a curated record. Gene Ontology annotation, biological process: vesicle-mediated transport. Gene Ontology annotation, cellular component: membrane. NCBI's taxonomy places the organism in Eukaryota, Metazoa, Arthropoda, Insecta, Coleoptera, Scarabaeidae.